AUGCUGCGUGAGUUAGUUCUCCUAUUCACUUGCAUGGCAUGGGUGGAAUUUGCCAUUCAUUUUUCUCCAUGGAUCAAGAACAUCUCCCAAAACGUUGAACUUUACACUCCUAGUACAUUUCACUCCCCAGUGCCAUUGACCACAUACAAUGAAGAGCACACACGUCUGCUUCAGAAUCUCCAGCGAUCCAGCGGGAAAUGGGACUCUACCCACCCUCGACAUCGAUUGUUAACUGCCUUGCAUGGGUAUACCUGCUACAAAGACAAAAGUCUAGCUGAGGUGGACAAAUGGAGGAAUCUUUAUAAGAAUGUUCCUAAGCGGCAGCGAACGUUGCUCGAGUCAACCAUCCACUACACACGUAAAAUCAACACAAUAGAACAUCUGGUCGAUACAAACGCCAAGCUAUCCAGAUCUAUUGUUGAGUACGGUCUUUCAUUCUACAAUAUCAGUCAAUCUGAGCUAGACGAAUUCAUCAAAGAAAGUGAAAGUCAGCAGCGGUCCGCUGAUAGAACUAGUGUCUCUCAGGGAAUGAAGCAUUUUGUGCGUGACUGGGCAGACGAGGGUCAUGAAGAGCGCCAACAAUCCUCUGGGUGCAUUUUGAACUCGCUCGCCCAGAUGCCACGAACUAAUGACAGACCCUUGCGAGUGCUACUACCUGGGUCGGGAUUAGGAAGACUGGCGCAUGAGGUCGACAAACUUGGAGGUGAGUAUAAGUUUAAUUAUCUGCUAGACUUCCAUUGGCUGAUUCGAGAGACGUUAGGCUUUGGUGUCACUAUGAAUGAAUGGUCAGCAUACAUGAACCUUGCGUACCGUUAUGUAUCCAGUCUCUCCGUCCCCAACAGUGUACAAUUCCACCCGUACAUCGACUGGUGGUCUCACCAUGCGACGACCAAUGAUCUUCAGCGGUCUAUUAGAUUCCCAAACGAAGUCAUUCACCCAUCAUCUGUCUUGCUCAUUGAGGGAGAUUUCACAACGGUAUUCACAGAACACACAGGCCUAUACGAUAUAAUCGUGACCUUGUUCUUUAUCGAUACAGCGCGGAACCUAGCCUCAUACCUUGAGACUAUACACAGACUGCUUCGUCCUGGUGGUCGUUGGGUGAACCUAGGUCCUUUAUUGUAUGGCACCGCGCCAUUUGUGCAGUUAUCACUGGAUGAGAUUGUGGCGCUGAGUAAUAGCAUGGGGUUUGAGUUCCAGGGGACAGAUCCCACGAUUGGAAAUGUUACAUUGCCUGGCUUGCCAGUGCGAGGAUUGGAAGUGGCAUAUGGUCGGAAUGGGCGAGGGUUGAAUAAAAAUGCAUAUCAGGCGCAGUAUUGGGAGGCUGUCAAGCGCUAG
This is a messenger RNA of Penicillium coprophilum, 1335 nucleotides long. RefSeq lists its product as uncharacterized. NCBI's taxonomy places the organism in Eukaryota, Fungi, Ascomycota, Eurotiomycetes, Eurotiales, Aspergillaceae. Gene Ontology annotation, molecular function: S-adenosylmethionine-dependent methyltransferase activity. The coding region runs from base 1 to 1335 and encodes 444 amino acids. The transcript has 3 exons. The record is from RefSeq and is a predicted model, not a curated record.